AACAAUGGUGAGAAGGCUACAAAACUUGAACGUUUCGUUAUUUUGGUGCCUCUGCCAGAAUGACGUUGUCAGUAGCGCAACCAUGUUGGUAUUUAUGCUAACGACUGCCCUCUCGACCAAUAGCUGCACGCCUGUGAUAAUCCUCAGCCAAUCGGGAGGCACCACUGUGACUCACCAAAUAAGGAGCGACAACACCAAAUAAGGAAACAGUAUCUCUUUAUAAGGAGGAAAGUAGUUCCUCUGCUGUCGUAUUAUUCCGCCUGCUUCAACGCUGACCUGAAAUGUUGAUUAUUCAUCCAUUCCAAAACACGAAACGGUGCGCGUCCUGCUAUUGAUGAACAACGUAGUAUUUCUAUGUCACUAGCUAGUCAGUGUCUGCAUUGGAUUCAGUUCACAACUGGGACUAUGUGCUAUGGCGGAGCAACAUGGCGGGCGUCUUCCGCCUUUUCCUUUUUGAGAAAGUGCUGAGAGUUUUGGACAUUAGAGGAGGGCGAAGCGAACUGUUGCGGCUUACGAGGAUCCAGUGGGCAGCAUCACUUAUCAAACUUUGUUUCCCUUCUUUCCCUGACUCUGCCGAAACGCUAACUGAGGCGCGUUGUUUACAUUCUGUGACCUGGCCGUGCAUGCGUUUUGUCAGUCAUUUACGAGCACCAGCUUUGUGGGCUGGCGUCAAACACAGUCGCGCUACUAAGUAGAAUGUUACCGAGUCAGGUUGGGUCGGCACCACAGGGAAACGCGUCAGCUUCAACAAGAGGUACCGUCGGGCUUGUUUCGGCUUCCGUCGCUGGCGGGAACCGUCCCGUCUUGAUCCGAGCAGGGCAAUCUUCGGUCGGCGAGAGCGUGAGCGGGGCCGGGCGGCACGGAACCAGAGAGGCGCUCGGGAUGCUGGGGGCGAACGGUCCGGGGGGUCCACGAGGUGUGAGAUCCGGGAACGGGACCGGGGUGAGCUCGCUUCAGACCGCCAUCCAGGGCGGCAUGGUUGGUCUCAACGCGGGGAUGGUGCUUCCUCACGGACCCAGGUUCGACCCGGACAGAGAGAGUGUGCCUCUCUGCAGCGGCUCGGACAACGACUCUGACUCGGGGGAUGACGACGACCCGGUGGGUUCUCUCGGGGACAAUAGGAGAGGGGUGAAGCGGGAGAGAACCGAGAUGGAAUCAGCUGUCACGGGCCAGGAGAUCGGAGGAGCUGCCGGAGGGUACGGCCUGGUUCCCGGUGGGGUCGCGGGAGCCAAGCCGGGGAAGAAGACACGUGGUCGCGUCAAGAUCAAGAUGGAAUUUAUUGACAACAAGUUGAGACGCUACACCACUUUCAGCAAGAGGAAGACUGGUAUUAUGAAGAAGGCCUACGAGCUGUCCACCCUGACAGGAACCCAAGUUCUGCUGCUUGUGGCUAGCGAAACGGGUCACGUCUACACGUUUGCCACCCGAAAACUUCAGCCCAUGAUCACCAGUGAAACUGGCAAAGCGCUGAUCCAAACGUGCCUCAACUCGCCAGACUCGCCGCCACGGUCCGACCCUUCCACAGACCAGCGCAUGAGCGCGACGGGCUUCGAGGAGACAGACCUCACCUACCAGGUGUCUGAGUCGGAGAGCAUGGGCGACACUAAGGAUACUUUGAAACCCACAUUCACAGUAGCCAGCUUACCGGGCGGCACCAGCAGCGCCACCGUGCCAACCACCUCCACCAGCAUGCAGGUGAGCAGCGGACCCAACUUUCCCAUCACCAACUACCUGGCACCCGUUUCGGCCAGCUCCAGCGUCAGCGCCAACGGAACUGUCCUGAAGACCACCGGCGCCUCCACUGGGGUGAUGCAACUCCCCGGCGGCUUCACUUUCAUGCCCGCAGGCACUCCUCUCCCCCCCGGCACCCCCACCAUUCCUCUGAGCCAGCUGCAGCAGCACUCGCUGACCCUCCAGGGGCAGCAUGGUCAGACUCUGACUGCCGCCCCUCAACCUCAGCAAGGCCAACAGGCUGUCUUCCGCUUCCCUGCUGCUGUCUCCCUCACAGGGCCAGGUGUCCCUCAGCAGCUGCAGGCCAUUCAGGUUCACCCCAACGCCCAGCCCAUCUCUAACAGUGACAGCAGCCCCGAGAUGUCCCAUACCUCUACAAACUCCACAGCUACAGUGAGUCUCCCGGCAACCAUCGUCACCUCAACGGUGCCGUCGUCCGUGGCUGGUCACAUGAUGUACCCUAGCCCCCACACGGUCAUGUACGCCUCCACACCCACGCUGACCGACGGGGGGCUCGCCGUACUCAACGCCUUCUCCCAGGGAACGUCAGCCAUGCAGGUGUCCCACGCGCAAGCCCACGACCCAACAUCCGUCCCGCAGGUGUUCCUCACAGCCCCUCCGGGCACGGUGCAGAUCCCAGUCUCGGCGGUGCAGCUACACCCAGUACGGCAAGAUCUGCAUUUCACAAAUGGUGAUUGGGCCCCAGUCGAGCGGAGGCAGCAGCACUAACCUGACUGAAUUGCAGGUGGUCAACUUGGACGCAGCGCAAAACUCCAAAAGUGACUAAUAGAGCCAAGUAUGAGCGUCUUUCUCUUUAUUUAUUGAUGCCUUCCAACAUCACACUUCGCAAUGUGACCUUACACACAAACACACAAUCAAGGGCCUGUGUGUGAGUUGACCCUUUUCCCAUAUGUUUUGGGAUAUAUAAAAAUUUGAAAUUAUCAUAUAUAUAUAUAUAUAUGUAUAUGUAUAUGUGUAUAUAUAUAUAUGCAAACGUAUAGGAAGUAUAUCACUACACCUGUCAUCAGAAUUCUAUUUUCGAUGUCGUUAGAUGGUAUUUUUGUGUGCGUGUGCCAUUUGUGUUUGGUUUGAAGAUACAAUUACAUGAACACUCAGUCAGUUGGGUGUCACAAAGUGUCACGCCCGCCAAAGACGUUUGUCCGAAUGUACAUACACACCCCACACACACACACGCACGUCAGUGUGUGUAAAUGGAGAACUAAGACUUUUGCUAACGUGUAUAUAGUUUUUAAAGAAAAAAAAAACUUGUAUUUUUAGCCCGAUUUAGUUUUGUGUAACAGCAUGUAUUUUUUUUUUUAAUGUUGUGGUUUUGUAUGUACAUGACAAUGACACAAAGAAGUGAAUCUGUACAUGUAUACUGUAUGGGAUAUAUUUGAAUAUGCUUUUCAUGCUGUUCUACUACAAGUAGUUUGACGACUGCUUCACAAAGGAUCAAGCAGCUUUAUCAUGUGGGUGGGAGGACAUCAUUGUGAUGUGGAAUGCAGACUGUUAGUGGACAUUUUUAGGAAUUAAAAGGCACAAUUGGACAAAUGUGGACAAUGCAUAUUUUAAACAUAUCGCACAUUUUUCAGUGGAACCUUCAAAAGUUGAACACAACCAUAUGGUUGUGAUUGGAUGGACGAAUGUUUAUGCAGUUUAGACUGUUUCCAACAUAAAAUCUUUAGGUGGACAGGCAAUGGCUUGUAUAAUAUUUUUACAUCCAUGAUUGUUAUACAUACACAUUAAUGCAUUAAAACUAAAAUCAACAGUAUGCACGGUCUCAACAUGCAAAGUUUCUGUGCUAUUUAUACAUGUUAGGAUCUGCUUGCAAAUUGGUACAUCUCAUGCAACUUAAAGCCAAUUGGCUAAUCAUGUUGCUCAUAUUGGAUUGAAAGUCAGAUUGUUUGCAUGUCAGUUGCCGUUAACGGUCUUCCGUUCGGCCAAACUCUUAAGUUACUCACUGAGCUGACGUCAAGCAUAAUUUCAGAAACGUCCAACUUAAAGUUUAACCCAAACUGUGGGAACUUUAACUUUGGAGGUUCCACUGUUAAUUAGGGGUUGCUACUUAAUAUUGAUCGUUAUUUAAUUCAGAUGGAUUAUAUUGCUGAAGUUGUGAUGUCACAACACACGCUGCUGCAAAGUGUGCUGCCUUAUUUGCUGGACGUUCAAAGAUGCGACAGCAACCCAGCUUCAAUAUUGCAAUUAAAUAUUUGUUUCAUUCUUAGUUAAA
This is a messenger RNA of Syngnathus acus (greater pipefish), 3961 nucleotides long. It is a transcript of the gene srfb, whose product is annotated as serum response factor b. The record is from RefSeq and is a predicted model, not a curated record. Gene Ontology annotation, molecular function: DNA-binding transcription factor activity, RNA polymerase II-specific; serum response element binding; protein dimerization activity. NCBI's taxonomy places the organism in Eukaryota, Metazoa, Chordata, Actinopteri, Syngnathiformes, Syngnathidae. The transcript is spliced from 8 exons. The coding region runs from base 697 to 2460 and encodes 587 amino acids. Gene Ontology annotation, biological process: positive regulation of transcription by RNA polymerase II.